AGAUUUAUUUUCUUGUUAUUUAUAAAUAUGAAACUUUUUUGCUUUUUAACAUCGUUAAUCUUUGUAAACGUUUCGACGGAUGAUCUAAUGGAUUAUCAAACAAAUAUUGCCAUCACAAACGCACAUAUUCAGCGAGCCUUUGGAACAAAUAUUGUAGGACCUAAUUUUAUAGAAAGUGUAUUGGAACAAGUGAUUAAAAGCAUUAUUGAAGACGAUAAUACUUAUAGUUUAGGAGCUAUUUUGAAUAUGAUAGCUAUACCGGAUACUCCACUCGAGAAUGACUUUGAGGAGAGUGCAAUCCAUCAAACAGUUUUGCGAGAAAUAAUAGAAAAUGAACAUGAAAUUGAAGUUCCUGAAGUUCCAGAAUCAGAUUAUCGAAGGUUAACUCUGAAAGACCUUGGAAAUCGGAGGAGAGCGUAUACCAAACGAGCUUUAAAAAAUAUAUUCCACAUGGAUGUAGUUGGAUCUCAAGAGGAAUUCUCUGAAUUAUGGGUAUGUCGUUUGAUAGCAUUGUUCAUGAGUGCAAAAUUCCCAAUGUCAUAUAUAAGAGAUAUUGAAACUGACACUGAUGAGUGUAUGACAUUUGAUGGUUUUUCAACUGAAACAUACAAAAGAGUUAUGGGCGAAUGGCGUCAUGUCUUCGACAAUGUGAAUUUUUCGAGUCUUGAAUCAGUGUUUGUUUUAUGAUAUACAUAAACAAUUAUUAAUAUAUUAUAGAUAAUUUGCACCAGAAUUCUAUUAUGUAACUCGUCUACAUUGAUAUAGUACUUAUAUCGUUUUUUUUUUUUUAAUAAUAUUUACAUUAUGCACUAAUAUAUAAGUUGUUAACUCAAAAUGUAUUGUAA
Molecule: messenger RNA, 845 nt
Organism: Adelges cooleyi (spruce gall adelgid)
Lineage: Eukaryota; Metazoa; Arthropoda; Insecta; Hemiptera; Adelgidae
Exons: 11
Coding region: 28-687 (219 amino acids)
Source: RefSeq, a predicted model, not a curated record